AUGCCGCAGCUGGACGCGGGCGGGGGCGGCGCGGGCGGGGGCGACGACCUCGGCGCGCCCGACGAGCUGCUGGCCUUCCAGGACGAGGGCGAGGAGCAGGACGACAAGAGCCGCGACAGCGCCGCGGGCCCCGAGCGCGACCUGGCCGAGCUCAAGUCCUCGCUGGUCAAUGAGUCCGAGGGCGCGGCGGGCGGCGCGGGGGUCCCGGGGGCCGGCGCCGGGGCCCGCGGCGCAGCGGAGGUCGGGGCCGAGGCGCUCGGGCGGGAGCACGCUUCGCAGAGACUUUUCCCCGACAAACUUCCAGAGUCCCUGGAGGACGGCCUGAAGGCCCCGGAGUGCGCCAGCGGCAUGUACAAAGACACGGUCUACUCCGCCUUCAAUCUGCUCAUGCACUACCCACCCCCGUCGGGAGCAGGGCAGCACCCCCAGCCUCAGCCUCCGCUGCACAACAAGGCCAGUCAGCCAGCCCACAGCGUCCCACAACUCUCUCCUCUCUAUGAACAUUUCAGCAGCCCACACCCUACAUCUGCACCAGCCGACAUCAGCCAGAAGCAAGGCGUUCACAGGCCUCUGCAGACCCCUGACCUCUCCGGCUUCUACUCUCUGACCUCAGGCAGCAUGGGACAACUCCCCCACACCGUGAGCUGGUUCACCCAUCCAUCCCUGAUGCUGGGCUCUGGUGUACCUGGCCACCCCGCAGCCAUCCCCCACCCGGCCAUCGUACCUCCCUCGGGGAAGCAGGAGCUGCAGCCAUAUGACCGCAGCCUGAAGACACAGGCAGAAUCCAAGGUGGAGAAGGAGGCCAAGAAGCCAACCAUCAAGAAGCCCCUCAACGCCUUCAUGCUGUAUAUGAAGGAGAUGAGAGCCAAGGUCAUUGCAGAGUGCACACUCAAGGAGAGUGCUGCUAUCAACCAGAUCCUGGGCCGUAGGUGGCAUGCGCUAUCUCGGGAAGAGCAGGCCAAGUAUUACGAGCUGGCCCGAAAGGAGAGGCAGUUGCACAUGCAGCUGUACCCAGGCUGGUCAGCGCGGGACAACUAUGGGAAAAAGAAAAGGCGGUCACGGGAAAAGCACCAGGAAUCUACCACAGACCCUGGCUCGCCUAAGAAAUGCCGUGCUCGCUUUGGCCUCAACCAGCAGACGGAUUGGUGUGGUCCGUGCAGGAGGAAAAAGAAAUGCAUUCGGUACUUACCCGGAGAAGGCCGCUGCCCCAGCCCCGUUCCUUCCGAUGACAGUGCUCUAGGCUGCCCCGGGUCCCCAGCCCCCCAGGACUCGCCCUCAUACCUCCUGCUGCCCCACUUCCCCACAGAACUGCUUGCCAGCCCUGCGGAGCGGCGCCUACAUCACCAGGUCUUUCAGCCGCUCUCAGCCUCCCAGCCCCCUGGACCCCCCAGAUCCCCCCCAGCACCCUGCAGAGUACACAAGUGCAACAACAGCAAUCUCAGAGACAGGCAACCUAGCAUGCACGGGACACCUGGCUACCUCCAGAGGCCCAUCCUCUGAAAGGAAGCGACAGAGCCCCAAAGCACGUGGAAACUGGCCAGGGGCCCCGUUACCUCCUGCUCAGGGACCAGGCCCGGGAGACUUCCGAGGCUGUACAACUUCUGCCUGAACCUGGAGCCAUCAAUUCCAAGCGCUCCAAGUGGUGGGACUCAGAUCUGUGUUGUGGUAUCUGAUUAAGGGCAUCCCUUGUGCCUACAGCAGCCUGCAUUGACUCUUUUUACCACCUGUCUUGCUGGCCAAAUGUCCCAGCCUCCCUUGCUUUUCUGCUAUAGGUCACAGAGGGGUGGACUCAGCCCAGCUGCCUGCCCUACCCUACACCUCCCUAGCCCCACCACUGCCAUGCCCUCCCCAUACCAGACACUUCAUGGACCAAGAAGAGCUAGUUUAUGAAACAACACGUGAGCAUGGUCACAACCACAUGCUCAAGACCAUGCUCUCAAAAGGGGCUGGAGAAGCCCUGUUGAUAGAAUGCAGUAACUAUUCAUAAACUAGACCAGAAGGAAGCCUCUUACCAUGUUCUCAAGAGCUUGUAAGACAAGGAGGGAAUGGAACAGGCUAAAUCUAGGCCUAUCACCGUAGGCAACAGGAAUAACCUGACACUACCUUAUCAGGCAAGUAUGGGCAGUGAGAGGUACCUGGCUCUAGUUCACAUUACUUAGAAUUGUUUCCAAGAGAAACCCAACCUCCCCAAAAGGUGAUACCAAGGUCCCAAGUCUGUCUCUAGUGGCUGAACUUAACAGCUGAGAGAAACGAUGUCCCCAAACCUGGUGUGCAUCCCUCCCCAGUCCCAGAGCCUUUGCCACAGCUCCAUUUCCUGCUUAGCCGUAUCAGUCUAGGCAGCCCUUGGGCAGUUGUGAGAGGGAGCCCAAACUUCACAACAGCCAGUGCCUACCUUCCAGCAUGAAACAGGUCAGCUUCCUUUCCCUGAUGGGGCUGCAGGAAGGUACCAUCACCAUCAAAGCAAGGAGUCCAGAGAACCUCCAGUGGUAGUCAGUGGGUUUUCACCACAGCCUACUUUAACCCAUUUCUGAGCCAAGCUUCAACCCUGAGCCUUAAAAAACAAAACUUUUUUUUUAUUUAAAAAAAUUUUUUUUGCCUCUUCCUCACUGUACAUAGCCUGACUCCAAAGAAAAAAGGCUGUUCCUAUACCCAUGUACCCCUCAACAAAAGCCUUUAGUUCCUACUUUAGCCACUGGCUUCUCAGAAUCCAAAGAACGUAUAUUCUAGUUUAGUGUUGCAAGAAGUCUUGAGAGAAAGAAAAGACUAUUGUAGUAUUCAAAAUAUUUUUGUAUUGUUAAUGCAUCAUCAUACAAAAACUUUUUUAACAUGAGAAUAAAGAUACUUUUUACUGGGUUUCUUUUUCAAAACUUGACCCUGAGGAAUAAGCUGUUUCAGUAAUGGAGCAUUACACUCUCCUUUUCUUAUCCACAGCUUAGAACUUGGGGCUUAUUCUCGAUCAUGGGACACAUUCUUGAGACUCAAUCUACAGAAGCCAAAGAUUACUUUCCUCACUUUUCCCAUAGGGGGGCUUAGGCCUUGCUCCAACCACAAGAGCUAAGCUCAUUCUAUGUGUAAACUCCCAUUCCAAGCUUUGCACCUAAGUCCCAAAUUGUGGGACCUCACAACUGAUGCAGGGCUAGGCUGCCUGCAUAUGAGAAUGGGCACAAGACCACUAGGCUCCAUCUUCCCCUCCACUAUCCUUCCACAGAGAGAAAAGACCAAACACUCUGGUGUACAUCCUAUUUUGAAAAAAAUGAGCAAACUGGAGUUUUUUGGAAUGUGGUGUCAGAAAAUUUGAAAGGGCAUUUUAAUAGUGCUCUUUCCUCCCAAAAGCUAAUUAAUUAGGUGAAGUAUCUUCAUUAUUUUUAUGUAAAUCCUCUCCAGUUCAGUCUGCAGGUUACUUUUUACACAGGGGUUUCCAUCAUGUUUAAUAGCGUUAACUCCUCAAACCCAUCAUGAAUGUAAAAGGUGUAAGGCCACUUCAGUAGGUCAAACAUUAGAUGCAAAUGCUGGGCAAGAAAAAAAAUCACAACAGCCACCCACUGGGUCACUCACCAUCAUGCACUGUAAUUUUUACUGAGUCAUAUUUUUGGGAUUUUAUGUUUGAAAAUAUUUAUAAAUAAAGUCAUCUUCCAGAGUAGUGCCUAUUUAAAGUAGGCCACUGCAAGCUGUAA
Messenger RNA from Canis lupus familiaris (dog), 3674 nucleotides. RefSeq names its product transcription factor 7 (gene TCF7). The record is from RefSeq and is a predicted model, not a curated record. Gene Ontology annotation, cellular component: beta-catenin-TCF complex. Gene Ontology annotation, biological process: canonical Wnt signaling pathway; regulation of transcription by RNA polymerase II. NCBI's taxonomy places the organism in Eukaryota, Metazoa, Chordata, Mammalia, Carnivora, Canidae. Gene Ontology annotation, molecular function: DNA-binding transcription factor activity, RNA polymerase II-specific; RNA polymerase II cis-regulatory region sequence-specific DNA binding.